Molecule: messenger RNA, 6435 nt
Organism: Bacillus rossius redtenbacheri
Lineage: Eukaryota; Metazoa; Arthropoda; Insecta; Phasmatodea; Bacillidae
Exons: 3
Coding region: 80-2425 (781 amino acids)
Molecular function (GO): DNA-binding transcription factor activity; zinc ion binding
Source: RefSeq, a predicted model, not a curated record
GAGCCACCAGAUGGAGCUAACGUCAGCACAGUCUUCUUCAUAAUUGUAGGCAUUUAUUUAGCAAAUUCUCCAACAUAAAAUGUUUGUGUAUGUCUUAAAUUACUUUGUCAACAAAUUUCUACUGUUCGAUAUGACAGUGCAUUGUGAAUUUAUUCUAUCCCUUAUUUCAGAUAAACCAAAUAUCCAUUUCCAGCACAAGCAGGGGAAGUUAUUACAUGGCCCAGCAAUUGAGUUCUUUGGCUCUCCUUUCAUGUAUGAAAAAUCCCUGUACAUGGAAUGUGCCCAAGGAUCCAGUUAUCGACAAUCUAAAGAGACUGUUGAGCAACUGCCUGAUCACCCAAACUGUAGGAAAAAAAAAUUUCUGAUUCACAGUUCAAAGAAAAUUGGUUGUCAAGCGAGGAUGACACUAAAAUGUGUAAGGGUGUAUCCAGAUUUUACCUCGCCAGACUCGAAGAGAAAAAAAUGUGCCGUGGUGAAGAAAUUGAAGGAUGCUCUAAGAGAAAAAGUACCCAUUACAAGCUACCUUCGAUACUAUGUUAAAAUCAGCACAGAUGAGAGCCACAACCACACACCAACAGCUGCUCAUCUGUGCCAGCAGAUCCAUCCAGACCUUGUAGCAGAAAUUAAGAGACUUGUGGACCAAGGUGUUACAGCCACAAGGGAUGUGAAAUUAUUACUUGAACAGUAUGUGCGAAGUAAAUUUUCCGGUGACAAAACAUCCAACAGGCUCAGCAAAGCCUUUUACCCAGAACAGUCAGUAAUUUAUGCACAUGUUUACAGGGAAAUAUUUUCAACGAAGGGAGACCAAAUGGACCAAGAGGUACUGCAGCGUACCAUUAAUGAAUGGAAACUUGAAAAUAGUGAGGACUGUUUUUUUUACAGACCGUAUGAAGAAGUUUCUGAUUGUGAAGUUUCACCCUUACUGUUUUGUCACCAAACAAAGUGGCAACAGAAGUUGCUGUUGCGAUAUGGUAGUAUGUGUUUAUUAGACGCCACUUACAAGACUACAAAAUACGCUUUGCCACUUUUUUUUUUAGCUGUGAAGACCAAUGUUGGCUACAGUGUUGUUGGUACUUUUGUAGUUCAAUCUGAAAGCACUGCAUUAAUUGCAGAAGCUUUGAAUGUAUUCAAGGAAUGGCUUCCUGAAUGGCAACCACAAUUCUGGAUGACAGACUUCAGUGAGAUGGAAAUAGUUGCAAUUGAAAAGACCUUUCCUGGAAACACAGUUUACUUAUGUGCAUUUCACAGAGAGCAAGCAUGGUUAAGGUGGGUCAAGAAGAGUGGUAAUGUAACAUCUGGUGAUUCAGAAGAGAUUUUAAGUAUGUGGCGUGCUAUUGCAUCUUCAAGAGACACGCACGAGUUUGACCUUAAUCUAGAAGUAAUGAGCAGUAAUGACAUCAUGCAACAAAACCCUAAAGCAGCUGACUAUUUGGCUACCCAUUGGCUACCUCAUAAACACAGGUGGGUACAGGCCUUCAGUGAAAAAGAUUUUGUCACCAUUAUUCACACCAAUAAUGGAAUUGAAAGUCAGAAUAAAGUGUUAAAGCAUUCAUAUCUUUGUCACAAUUCUGAUAAAUCCCUCACAGGAAUGCUCAAGACAGUUAUUAACAGCUACUUACCAGAUAUGUACCGAAAAUACUGCUAUAAGAAUUCUACUGUUAAGAUGUUUAAUCCAGAGAUACCCUCAUAUUUGAUAAACCGACCACAGAACUUUAUAAAACAUGUGCUCACCAGAAUAAGUGCUGCUCGAUCUGAUAUUUGCAAGGAAUACAUUACAGAAAUUUCUAAAGGAAUUUUUAGAGUUCAGAGUUCAACAGAUAAAAAUAAAUUUUACUGUGUUAAUUUUGAUAGUGCUACUUGUAGUUGCACAGACUUCAUGAAUUUCAGAUUUCCUUGCAAACAUAUGUGUGCAAUAUUUGAAUUCUUUCCCAACUGGAGUUUUCUUCAGCUGAACUCUGCAUAUACUAAAAGUCCAUAUAUCACACUAGAUUCAAAUAAUAGUUAUUGUACUACAACAGAUAUCAGAAAUCCUUUCUCCACAGGAACUGCAAAUUCUGAAAACAUUUCGACAGGAGAAACUGUAGUAAAUUGUACAUCCACACCGACAGAAGAAGCCAGUGAAGUUAGCUCUAGCAUAUCAUCAUAUCAGCGUGAAUUCAGAAAUUUCAACAAAAUGUUGAUUGAAUCAUCUUAUGUAUGCAAAGACAAAACAUUUUUUUCUGAAAACAUUGAAGUUCUGCGAAAAAUGCAUACAGAAAUGGAGGGCAAAAUAAAAAAAAUAUCUGGGUUACCACUUAUACAGUUAAGUCCUUUGGCAAGCAUUGCUUCUAAAAAAAUAAAAGAAAAAUAUAAGAUGUUGCCCUUGCGCAAAAAGCGAAGGACCAGGGUGAGAACUGGAGUGACAGUUCAAAUUAACCUUUCAUAAGCAAAACAUUUUUUGGCUUUCAAAAAACCUGAGAGAAAUCAAUGAAAUUUUAAAACCAAACUGUAAAUACUUUCUCUAAACAUACGGGAAUUGUGAUGUGACAUUGAAGAAACCAAGCAACUAAACUUAUGAAAAUCUUCCACACAUGCCACCUAUGUACUAUUGAUUUUUAUGUUAUUUCAUUCCUUUAAUGCUAAAAUUUUCACCAUACUUCUAGCCAAUCCUGCUUUUAAGUGAGAGUAAACAUUAACAGACACACUAUUAACAAGUUGCCUGUGUCACCAAUUCUUGUGUAGUAAACUGCAUGUCACCCUCAGCACGUGCAUACCUAUAAAUGUUGAUCAAGCAGAAGUUUUUUCCAAUUUAUUUUAUUUUACACAACAUUAUUUUCACCAUGUCAGAAGGCUUAGUGGAAGACUGCUUAAAACUUAAUAUAAAAACAAUGUAUGUACCUAUUCAAGAUGAUAUUUGAACCAGAAACCACAUAGGAUCCUGAUUAUACCACUGGGACUAGGUUCAGUUAGUCAGUGAAGAGAAUAAUUGUGUGACUGACUAUAUAAACAUUUUUUUUUUAAUUUGUGUUUUGAGGUUUAGUACAUACUAUUGUUUAUGUAUUGCAUUUUUUUUGUGAGGAACAAAAGGAACAUUGGCAACUAGCAGAAAUAAGGUCCUUUCAAAACAACUUUAAAUAUUCAUAUUUACCAUGUGAUAUCAAAUUUGUCUUGAAUAGUUUUAUACUCGUGUUUUGAGAUUUUGUACAUACUGUUGUCUAUGUACUGCCAAGUUUAUUUUGCUUGGUAUAGUACAAAAAGAAAUAUUUGCAAAUAUCAGAAAUAAGGUACAGGUGGCCAUCACUUCUGAGAGUUUAUGUUCGUACAACAUAUGCUCUAGGUUACAUUUCAAGAUUACAACCACCAAGUAGGAAUCUCUAUGAUGAGCACCUAUAAGGAGGCAGGCAAGCAGGCACCACGCCAAGCAUCGGAGGACGCAGUGUCGCUGCUUAUGAGAAGUAUGACCUUUGUGCCAUCGACCAGCUGGUACAUUACUUAGGACCGUGUUAUUUUCUGUUAUAACAAGUCAGUCUAGUUGUUUCAGUCAGUCGCCCACUCUCUAUCUUCAGUCUUAGUGAGUUGCUUUAUGUAGGCACAAACAUGUCUUCAGCAUUGCUACGCCUUUGUGUUGUAAAUAUCUUCCAGGAAUUGUAGUUUAGGAUUAUGUUAUACGAAACAGUCAGUAACCUGUCUUACUGGAACAUUCUAUGGGUUGCACGGUGUAUACCUAAUAUCUAACUUCAGUCUUAGCUAGUUACGUAUACGUAAGAGUGGACGUGUCAGCAUCAGGGUCAUGCACCAGUAUUGUAUAUAGUUUUCACGUACUGCAGCUGGAGGGAUACGCCACCAUGGCCAGUCCAUAGUUUGCCUUACUAGACCACUCUGCGGGUUAUACGGUGGGUGCGUAGGGAUGUGUUUAGGCCUAACAUUCCGGCUUCGAGCGCCUAUCUUGUACAUAUUGUCAACGUGUGUUUCGUCACUAGUCUCCUCUGUUACCCGACUAUAGUUUAAUUGCCGCGAUAUGUCCUUGUGAGUUUACACCUUAUGAGUUAUGGACUUUACAUCGCUACGUCUGGACAGAUUAGGGUCAACGUGACGUGCGUGGAGCUGGGCUUCACUCAAAUGGUUUGUCACAGGGGAAAGGCCCCACAGCCUCAUGCACAGGGAUUGCGAAGAACAUUAAAACGGCACUUGCUUUUUCAUUUAAACCUGUGGUAAGCUAGAUCCCUCUGCCUGAAGGCCCCAACCACUCUACUGAGCAGCUGGAGAAUUCACAAUUACUACGGGAGCAGCGCUCCGGUCAACAACUUUAUGAAUUCCAUUCUAAAUGUGUUGAAUAGGUAUUUCUGUUACUUAUCCAAAGUCCUUGAUAUUUGUAAUUGCAUUCAUACAGACACAUUAUUUAUAACAAGAAUAUUUGCCAAACUGUAAAAAUGUAUAAUUACUUACUCUAGAACUAAUUAAGUAAUUUGAUUUAUAAAUUUAAUACCUAAAAAAAAAUUAAUUGUAGUACAUAAUAUUACACAAAGUUGAGAUAAAGUAUGUAUUAUGGUAGAUUGAUUUGUUACAAGCAUUCCAGAAAAUUGUUAUUCAAUUUCUCUACACAAAUAUUGUUUAGUUUAUAAGUGUUUCACUAUAAUACAUAUUUCUCUUUGUAUCUAUAGCAUGUUAUAUUAGUGUGUUACCAGAAUAGAAAAGAUAACUUUGCAAACAAACUAGAUAACAACAUUUUUAACAUUUGAAGUAAAUAGAUUUGGUUCCCUACAAUAAAAGUCAUUGUACAUAUAGGUAGAUACUGAUGUUUUCGUAAUAAAAUAGUGUGAUUUUAGACUAUGUAGAUGCAUAGGAGUGUCACCUGGUGGUAGAAUCUAAAGAGAAAAUAUUACUGUCUAAGGUUUGUUUUGGUAAUGCUCAGUUUAGAAAUAAUACAUUAAUUUAUAAGAAAGUUAAGCCUAAAUUUCCAAUCAAAAAGAUUAUAUUUAUUUAUGAAAUUUGACUUUGAGUAAUAAACAUUUAGAAAAUGUCAAGGUCAACAGUCAUCUCUUUCUUUUGUAUUAUUAGAUCUGCAACAGCCCCACCUAAGAAAAACCCUAUCCAUGUACUGUAUAUUGGUUUAAUCUAUAUUUAGACAUUGGGUGAAUGUAUCCCUAAAUCAACAUUUUUUUCUUCCAACCUAUACCAUAUAUGUAAAAGGUUAUGUGCUUCAUUAAAAUGUGUGUACAGUUUUUAAUGAAAUAAUUUAUGUCCUGUAACAUGAACAGUACUAUGAAAUUGAGUAUGUAAACAAUAAUUUUUAAGGGCAUUUAAUCUUAAAAAUUUUUUCUUGUGCUAAUAGCUGCACAUGUGUUUUAAAGAUACCUAUCAAGUUAAACUGUGAAAUCAUUUAUUAUGAAUGUUCAGCAAAAAAUCUUUACACUUUUCUUUCUGUACAAUUGACAGCAUUAUUUAUCCAUCUGAAACACCCACAUUUGAGAAGUAAAAGGUUAUUAAUUUUUUUUUUCUCAUAAAAUAAUUUUUAUUUUAACAUUCUUAAUAACUAUCAUAACAAAGAAAUAACAUUUUAAGUGUAAUCAAACAAACGCACAGUUAUAACGAGGAUCAAUUCAUUAAUUCUUCAUUUGCAUCGGGCGUCCAAGGUUUAAUAUAUAAGCAACAUGUCUCCACAUGCCUGCAACAAACAGAAACAAUUUUCAAGUGGGCCCACUGUGGAUGCAGUGAAUAAACCAUAUAAAAAAAAGUGCUCAACAGAUACAGUAUGGUGAACAAAUAUUUAUGGCAACAUAAUACACAACAGAUCAAUACUAUAUUUCAUACCGUAAAUAUAUGUAUGGUUUGAUUGGUAUCUUAUUUAUUAAGUGUGCUUUUUUUUUAUUUAUUCACACAUUUCACUUCUUUUUCCAAACAAAUUUUUGCAAACAUUCAGUUAUGCAAAAAUUAUGAAAUAAUUAAAAAAAAAAUUACAAAAACAAUAAUGUAUGUUCAUUUAAAGUGACAUGUGUUACCAUAGUAGGCUUAUUUAUCUCCGUAGGACCGGAGGUCACACCUAUCCCCCUGCAGUGCAGAAAUGAAUAUUUGAAUUUUUUCUAGUGAAAUUUAUAUUCUGAGAUUUUAAGCAAAACAUUUAGGAUGAAAGUACAAGGGAAGCAAGGCGUAAAUGUUUUGAUCAGAAUAAAAUUUAAGGGAAAGAUCUCACUUAAGUUGAGAUACAAAGAGAAACAUUGUUAAUAAUAUUGAUAACAAUGAACUACUGUUUAUUGUAAAAAUUAUUGCAAAUGAUGGACAGCGUUUGUAACAAUCCAGAACACUAACUAGAUGACAUCAGUCUAAUUGCACAUAUACGUACACUUUAAGAAUUUUUGCUGGGCAUUUAUAAUAUAGUUAUGUUCCAAAAAAAAUGUUUCCUUCAUUGAUUUUUAAGUUAAAUAAAGUGUCUUGAAGCUUCUAAUGAUUCCAAGUGGU